AUGACAUUGGUGAAAAGCAUUGCAGAGGAGUGGGUCAUAGACCCUUUUCAAAGACUCAAGUGGGGAUUUAUUCCCACGAGAAGAAUAGUGGAUGAAUCAGAUCUAGUGAUGCACAAUGAAAGCUCGGAAUCUGAAUUAGAGGCAGAGAAAGAGCCUUCCAGAGUAUUGAGCGGUUCCGGAUCUGACAAAGUCUCCGAUAUCAAAAUCGAGCAGCAUGCGCACGAAGAAGAAGAACAAUUAGAAUACAGAGACGAGGCCAACCGCAAAUGGUGGGCGUUUUUCAAUGAACAAGAAUAUCGUGUCAAUAACAAGCAAGCUAGUCGCUCAAAAUGGUGGCAGUGGUUCGGAAGCGGUGUGUCGCCGCAGGAAAGAAAGCUGCUGCUCAAGUUGGACAUUUUGCUGGCAUUCUACUCAUGCAUGGCCUACUGGGUCAAAUACCUGGAUUUUUCGAACCUGAACAACGCAUUUGUCUCUGGUAUGCGUGAAGAACUCGGGUUUAAGGGUAAUCAGCUUGUGCACACACAGGUUAUGUUCACAAUCGGCAACAUCGUGUUCCAGCUACCCAUGAUCUUCAUCCUUAACAAAGUUCCCCUCAACUUUUUGUUGCCCAUACUCGACAUCUGUUGGUCCGUGCUCACCAUCGGGAGCUCCAAAGUCAACUCUGUGUCACAUUUGAAGGCCAUUCGGUUUUUUAUUGGUGUCUUUGAAGCCCCCGCAUAUUUGGCCUAUCAGUACCUGUUUGGUUCGUUUUACAAGCACGACGAAAUGGUACGUCGUUCUGCAUUUUACUACUUCGGCCAGUACGCAGGUAUCAUGUCUGCGGGUGGUAUUCAAUCUUCCGUUUACUCAAUUCUAGAUGGCAGAGGCGGUCUUUCCGGUUGGAGAUGGAACUUCAUUAUCGACGGUAUAAUUUCCCUAGUUGUUGGCAUCAUCGGAUUCUACGCUUUGCCAGGAGACCCUUACAACUGCUAUUCUAUUUUCCUGACAGACGAUGAGAUCAGAUUGGCGCGUAAAAGAUUGAAGCAAAACAACACUCAGAAAGCAGACUUCUCAUCUAGAUUCUUUGAUAAGAAGGUUUGGGUGCGCAUCUUGACUGACUGGAAAAUCUACGUUCUUACCUUGUGGAAUAUCUUCUGCUGGAACAAUAAUAACGGUUCAUCAGGCGCUUACCUGUUGUGGUUAAAAUCUCUAAAGAAGUAUUCUAUUCCAGAACUCAACAGGCUCAGUAUGAUAACUCCUGCCCUCGGUAUGAUCUAUUUGGCCAGUACAGGUGUAUUUGCUGAUAAGCUUCGUAGCAGAUGGGGUGCCAUUGUUGUUACUCAGGUUUUCAACUUUAUUGGAAACGUCAUUCUCGCUGCCUGGGAUGUUCCCCAGGGCGCUAAAUGGUUUGCUUUCAUGCUUCAAUACUUCGGAUGGGCAAUGGCUCCUGUCUUGUAUUCUUGGCAAAAUGAUAUCUGUCGUCGCGAUGCGGAAGCUAGAUCUGUCAUUCUGGUUAUCAUGAACAUGUUGGCUCAAACCACGACCGCCUUCAUGUCCGUGCUAGUUUUCAAGACCGUUGAGGCGCCAAGGUUCUUGAAGGGUUAUGCUUGGACCGCCGUUUCUGCAUUCUGUCUGUCACUUUGGACUUUAGUGGUACUAUGGUUCUACAAACGUGAAGAAAAACAGAAUGCCAAAGCAAACGGCAUUGUUCUGUACAAUUCCAAAAAAGACGAAGCCCAUCCUUUGGAGUCCCCAGUCGCAUAG
Lachancea sp. 'fantastica' is the source of this 1743-nucleotide messenger RNA. The record is from the annotation of a GenBank genome assembly. Lineage: Eukaryota; Fungi; Ascomycota; Saccharomycetes; Saccharomycetales; Saccharomycetaceae.